This is a messenger RNA of Medioppia subpectinata, 711 nucleotides long. NCBI's taxonomy places the organism in Eukaryota, Metazoa, Arthropoda, Arachnida, Sarcoptiformes, Oppiidae. The record is from the annotation of a GenBank genome assembly.
AUGUGUAAGGCUGUGGCAUAUCUUCAGGGCGUUGUAGUGAGCGCUUCAAUCAACACAUUGGUUGCCGUUUCUAUUGAUAGAUUCCUAUCGAUAUGUCAUCCCCUCAAAUGCCAAAUGACCAGACGGUGCGCCCGAUAUGCCAUCGCCUGUAUAUGGCUGUACUCGUCGGUCAUAGCGAUUCCAUGGGCUCUAUAUUUUACACUACAACCGAUCGACCCGUCAGUACCAGAUCUGGUGUUGUGUCUGGAGCAGUGGCCCAACGAGUACUCCGAGAAAACAUAUUUCAUUAUCGCUAAUCUAUUUCUGUGUUAUUUAAUACCAUUAUUUGUCAUAACGUCGUGUUAUAUCGCUAUUUGGAUGAAAGUCUGGCGAAGGAGUAUUCCCGGGGAGACCGCAAAACCACUUCAAAUUGAAUACCUUUUGCAAAGAUCUAAACUAAAGACAGCGAAAAUGUUUGUCGUUAUUGUAAUCAUAUUUGUGAUGUCGUGGUUACCCCUGUACUGUAUAUUCGCGGUAAUCAAGUUGGGCGGACCCAUUGAGUCGGACAGCAUUCAAGAGCGACUGUUAAUGAUUUUAGCGCCGAUAGCGCAAUGGUUGGGCGCUUCCAACUCAUGCUAUAAUCCAAUGCUCUAUUGUUUCUUCAAUAAGAAGUAUAGAAUCGGUUUCCUAUCGCUAUUGAGAGCCAGAAAGUGUUGCGGCCGUAAGUAUUGA